AUGUUCCUUCGAGGUUUAGCUCAAAGAGCUGGUAGAUUAACAACACGAUCUUCAUUUCGAUGUCUGACAACCGCAAUAAAAACAAAUCCAUCAGUAACACAGCAACAAACUCUUCUCAAUGUGCCCGAAACGCGUGUAACUGCAAUUAAAAGCGGUUUACGUAUAGCAUCGGAAGAUUACGGAUUGCCUACAUGCACCGUUGGUGUAUGGAUCGAUGCUGGAAGUCGGUUUGAAACAGCAGAAAAUAACGGUACAGCUCAUUUUCUUGAACAUAUGGCUUUCAAAGGAACAAAUAAACGAACACAACGUGAACUUGAACUUGAAGUAGAAAAUCUUGGCGCUCAUCUUAACGCGUACACGUCAAGAGAACAGACAGUAUACUAUGCCAAAUGUUUUAGUAAAGAUUUACCACAGAUUGUGGAAUUGCUUUCUGAUAUUGUGCAAAAUAGUCGAUUUGGUGAAGAAGAAAUCGAACUUGAACGUCAUACAAUCUUGCGCGAAAUGCAAGAAAUCGAAAAUAACCUUCAAGAAGUUACUUUUGAUCAUUUGCAUGCAACUGCUUUUCAAGGUACACCUUUGGGUCGAACUAUUCUUGGCCCAUCAGAAAAUAUAAAAUCAAUCAAAAAGGCUGAUUUACUGAAAUAUGUUAAAACACAUUACCGAGCACCACGUAUUGUCUUGGCUGCUGCUGGUGGUGUAAAUCAUGAUCAAUUAGUUCGUUUGAGUGAAGAACAUUUUGUCAAAUUGAAUGCCAAUCAAUCAGGAGAGCCACUUGAUCUUACACCGUGCCGUUUCACUGGAAGUGAGAUUCGUAUUCGAGACGAUGAUAUGCCAUUAGCUCAUAUUGGUAUUGCCGUGGAAAGUACGGGCUGGGCUGAUGCUGACACAAUUCCAUUAAUGGUUGCAUCGACAAUUAUUGGCAAUUGGGACAGAUCGAUGGCUGGUGGUGGUCAUGUUGCAACACGUCUCGGUCAACAAGCAGUCAAAUACAAUCUAUGUCACUCAUAUCAAGCCUUUAAUACAUGCUAUACUGAUACUGGUCUAUGGGGGACGUACUUAGUAACUGACCGAAUGAAAAUUGAUGACGCUAUGAGCGCCAUACAAGAUGAAUGGUGUCGCAUUGCAACAGCAUGUACAGAUAUUGAAGUGACAAGAGCCAAGAAUCUUUUGAAAACCAAUAUGUUACUAAUGCUUGAUGGAUCAACACCAAUUUGCGAAGAUAUCGGACGUCAACUACUAUCUUACGGCCGACGUAUUCCCCUUCACGAACUCGACGCGCGUAUUGAUGCUGUAAAUGCAAACACAGUCAUGGCGGUCAUGAAACAAUAUGUUUAUAAUCAUUGUCCAGCUAUUGCUGCCGUUGGCCCAAUUGAACAAUUACGUGAAUAUAAUCGAACACGUAGUCGAAUGUACACCGUGGCACAUUAA
Molecule: messenger RNA, 1428 nt
Organism: Adineta ricciae
Lineage: Eukaryota; Metazoa; Rotifera; Eurotatoria; Adinetida; Adinetidae
Source: the annotation of a GenBank genome assembly